AUGACGAGUAAUACUAAUAAUAAAACUGAUCCAAGUGAAAAAUUCCCUCAAUUACACGAGUUAUUUUUAUAUAAGAAAAAAGAUAUAACAGCUAUUCAGAAAAAACUUGGUAUUAACAGUAAUAUAAAUCAAAUGGCAGUGUCGGAAAGCAAGAAAGCGAAAAAACUUGCUGAUUCAUAUGAAUUGUUGUUAGAAUUGGUGGGAGAUUUAAUUCCUAUACAGAAAAAACUUGGUAUAGAUAUCAAUCCCGUUUUAGAAGCGGAACUUAGAAGAGAUAAGACCUCUUCAGAUAAACCAAUUAGAUUAUUUGAUUUACUUUUAUGCUUAGAAGAUGAUAUAGCGUCAAUUCAGGAAAAAAUCGGCAUUGUUGGCUAUACUAAUCAAGAAAUGGCAGAGGAAGCCGAUAAAAAUGCGAGAGUGUACCUCCAAAGGUUUGAGAAAUUCCACGGCCCCUUAGAAGAUGAUAUAGGUAUACUAAUAAAGAAAUUCGCUGAUAUGGGGGUAAAGAAAUUUUGGUUUACUAGUGAGGGGUUACCGUUGUUUCCGAAUGUCACUCUUCAACAAUUGCACGAAAUUUUUGUCAAAAAUUCGGCCAGCGACAAUCGGUGCCCAUGUUUAGAAUCAAAAGUAAAGCAAGAAAAAUUAUCACAGAUAUACCCGUCGUGUAGCACCUGA
Molecule: messenger RNA, 675 nt
Organism: Paraglomus occultum
Lineage: Eukaryota; Fungi; Glomeromycota; Glomeromycetes; Paraglomerales; Paraglomeraceae
Source: the annotation of a GenBank genome assembly